GAUAGUUCCGAUAAUAAUAAAGAAUGCGAGGGCGAAUGGGCGAAUGCAGUAGCUUCAGGAGUACAGUACAGUUGUCGGGCCGAUGGUUGGAUUGAGGGGCGGGCUUCGGUGUCUGUCUUGCCACUUCCUCCUUCGGACUCGGAAGACUUCGACUCCACGUCACAGAGGUCGUUCCAGCUCCAGCGAGCGCAGGGGUUCUCAUUGGUUCGAGCUCAAGAUCCCAACGUUCUUCCAGCGGACGAAGCCACAUCGAGCGAGGACUAUCUUGCGAUGACAAUUCAUGCCUUUUGCAACACCGAUGCUCGUGGCUUCGAAAUAUCAACACCGAGCCGGGCAACACGUUUUCUCCAUUUUCCCAUCCCUCUGGCAGAAUUUGGAUGCACAUUUGUUACGUAAUGUUAAACAAUGCCUCGGAUAUUCGAAAGGCUCGGUGUUGUGCGGUGCCGGCAUCGUUCGGUCAACGUCAACUUGGGCUUUUUGCAACAUUGAGCGAAUCAUUACUUAUCCUACAUGGUCGUGUAUUUCUUCAAGAAACAACGGAGAGUGUGGCAGUCUAUGAUAGGAGACUCGGAACUUUUUGACUUGCUGCACACUUUUUUUUUUGCUUGCGGGGAUCAAAACCUCUUCAGACAGCUAUGGCACGUGCCGGGAAGAGAAAGAUAGAGUUGCCAGGAGCCGCUUCGCCAAAUGUUGUGAACUCAUAAGGCCUUCCAGGUUGCAGUGCAGUGGCGUUUGUGGGGAAGUGGUGGAGAUCUAAUCCUCACUCAGCGUGUAUCGUAGUCAUCUUCCUGCCCUUUAAGUGGGCUUCAUUGGGCUUUGACUUGUGAUUUUGAUGGUUAUCCAAUCGACUUUGAUUUUUAUAUGUGUACAUUGCAUGCUGUGUCAAUUGAUGAAUGGAAAGGAGAAGGAGCUAAUAAGCAGCAAGAAUAUGCAGGUUAUGGGGUGCACAUAGAGACUAGACGGAAGACUUCUAAGAUCACGUUACACACCAAGAAGAAAAUUGUUUAGUUAGAAGGGUAAGUUCUGCAUGGCCAGCAUGAGAGCCGUUUCACGAAUACUAGGCCACCAAGAAGAAGACGUUGGAUGUGAUGUACUGCUUGUGCACGAUCUUCAAUCAACUUGUAACAUGAGAUAUUCCUCACCUAAAUCCAAAUUUUGCUUGUAAACAACUAUUUGUGUAGCCUUGUGAACGAGAAGAGAAAUGCAUGCAAGUGAAAGAGUCGUUGUUUUGCACGAAG
Molecule: messenger RNA, 1238 nt
Organism: Marchantia polymorpha subsp. ruderalis
Lineage: Eukaryota; Viridiplantae; Streptophyta; Marchantiopsida; Marchantiales; Marchantiaceae
Source: the annotation of a GenBank genome assembly